This is a messenger RNA of Mauremys mutica (yellowpond turtle), 2460 nucleotides long. It is a transcript of the gene FBXO24, whose product is annotated as F-box protein 24. Gene Ontology annotation, molecular function: protein binding. Lineage: Eukaryota; Metazoa; Chordata; Testudines; Geoemydidae. The transcript is spliced from 10 exons. Bases 35 to 1891 code for a protein of 618 amino acids. The record is from RefSeq and is a predicted model, not a curated record.
UGAAGCCGUGGGGCGGGCGCCAGCUCACAGAGCCAUGUCCCGGGGAGCCGGGCGGGCCGGGCAGGGGCAGCCCUGGCCACGCAGGGGGCAGCGCUGUGGGUCGCUGCAGCGUCUGCCCAGUGGCCGGAGCCGGGUGCCGGGGACGCGGGCAGGGAUGGGCGACCGAUGCACCGCGAGGCGGCAGAGACGCCGGCGGCUCCAGCGCGGCUCCCGGCUCUCCGGGGGCGACGAAGCCGUGGGGGCCAAGCGCCCGCGCUGCAGCCAGGGGCUGGUGGGCACUGAGGACAGGACGGACCUAGGGGGCUCAGCCCCCAUCCUGCGCCUCCCCCCAGAACUGCUGGAUCACAUCGUCUCCUUCCUGCCGGUGCGGGACGUGGUGGCCCUGGGCCAGACGUGCCGCUCCCUGCGCCAGGCGUGCGACACCGAGGGCGUCUGGCGCCGGGUCUGCCGCCGGCUCUGCCCGCGGCUCCGCCAGGAGGGCACGGCCGGCGCCCACCCCUGGAAGAGAGCCGCCAUCCUCAACUACACCAAGGGCCUGUACUUCCAGACCUUCGGGGGCCGCCGGCGCUACCUGAGCAAGUCGGUGGCGCCGCUGCUGUCCCACGGCUACCGGAAGUUCCUGCCCACCAAGGAGCACGUCUUCGUGCUGGACCACGGCGGGACCCUCUUCCUCCUCCGCAACGCCCUGGUCGCCUCGGCCCCCGGCCACCUGCAGUGGAAACGGGCCUGCCGCUGCGUGGUGCUGUGCCGCAACGCCAAGGACUUCACCACGGACCCCCGCAGCGACGCCGGGUACCGGAAGUACGUGUACGUGCUGGCGGCGCGGGAGCCGGUGGCGGGCGCCGGGCGGGCGUGCGACUGCGUGGAGGUCUAUCUCCAGUCCAGCGGGCAGCGGGUCUUCAAGAUGACGUUCCACGCCGCCAUGCGCUUCCGGCAGCUGGUGCUGGUGGGGCAGGAGACGGAGCGGGCGCUGCUGCUGCUGACAGAGGAAGGGAAGAUUUACAGCCUGCUGGUGAACGAGACGCAGCUGGACCAGCCGCGCUCCUACACGGUGCAGCUCGCCCUGCGCAAGGUGUCCCGGUGCCUGCCCCACCUGGCCGUGCGCGCCAUGGCCUCCAACCAGAGCAGCGCCGCCUUCCUCACCGACAAGGGGGCCCUGUAUUUCGAGGUCCACGCGCCCGGCGUCUAUCGCGACCUGUUCGGGACCCUGCAGGCCUUCGACCCCCUGGAUCUGCAGAUGCCGCUGGCCCUGCCCCUGCCCGCCAAGGUCCUGUCCUGCGCCCUCGGCUACAACCACCUGGGGCUGCUGGACGAGUUCGGGCGGCUCUUCAUGCAGGGGAGCAACCGCUACGGGCAGCUGGGCACCGGGGACCGGAUCGACCGCGGGGAGCCCGCCCUGGUUCACGGCCUCAAAUGCCCCCUGGACGUCUGGUGCGGCCUGAACCACUCGCUGGCCCUGCUGCGGAGCCGGGAGCUGGGCCAGGCCGUGCUGGGCUGCGGCUGCGGGGCCGGGGGCCGCCUGCCCGGCUGGCCCAAGGGCAGCGCCACCUUCGUCAAGCUGCAGGUCAAGGUCCCGCUCUGCGCCAGCAGCCUCUGCUCCACCCGCGAGUGCCUCUACCUGCUGUCCAGCCAUGACAUCGAGGGGGGGCCGGCCUACCGCGAGCUGCCCCCCAGCCGGGCGCCCCCCCGGCCGGAGAGCCCGGGGGCCCAGGCCUGCGAGCAGUACCUCAGCCAGCUGCAGGGCUGCCCCACGCUGGCCGGCCGGCUGGCCAAGGUGAGGGAGGCCGUGGGGGCCCUGGCCCUGCCCCCCUGCCAGAAGGACUUUCUGUGGCAGGCGCUGGAGCUGAUCCGGCGCUCGGCCCGGCCCCGCACCCCCCCCGCCUGCAGCUAGCGGCUCCCCCGCAUCCCCCCCCCCCCCGCGUCCCCCCGAUCAUGGACCACGAUUGACAGACGCAGGCGCUACAAUUGGGAAGCAAUAAAGCGCCAGAGGAGAAGCCGGCGGGGUGGUCUUGGGGGGGGGCAGGACCCCCGGGGUCCCCUCCGGGGAAGACCCACGGUCCGGCCGGCCUGGUACCUCUGCCGCCCGGACCAGGCCCGGAACCAGCCUAGCAGGGCCGGCAUCACCCCGAGAGCGGAGAGGAAAGUGGGGGCGGGGGGACGCCCCCCCCAGCUGCCCCCCCCGGCCAUGCCCAGCUCCUCCGGGAGGCUCAUGAAGGUGCAGAGGGGGGAAGCGCUGGUGGCUCUGGCCCCAGACGGUGAAGCUGGAUCUUGGCCACGGCGGGGCCCCCCCGAGGCGGGCGUGGGACAGGGGGGCCCGGGCCCACCCAGCCGGCGGAAGACGGGGCUGGAGUCCCAGGAGUGGAGUCCGGGCCAGACCCGGGGACAGCCACCAGGGGGCGCAUGGAACCAGUGCACCCCCAACCCAAACCCUGGGGGCCCGGACUCCUGGGUUCUCUCCCG